Pieris napi is the source of this 3707-nucleotide messenger RNA. Its product is annotated as perilipin-4. The coding region runs from base 190 to 2625 and encodes 811 amino acids. The record is from RefSeq and is a predicted model, not a curated record. Gene Ontology annotation, cellular component: plasma membrane. The transcript has 26 exons. NCBI's taxonomy places the organism in Eukaryota, Metazoa, Arthropoda, Insecta, Lepidoptera, Pieridae.
GCCCAACUUGCCCGGCUCGUCCUUGUGGCUUGUGUGUUACUCAGUCAGUGAACAAAUAGUGCUCGAAUUCCAUACUCUGAAGGUUAGGGAUUUAUUUUUGUAAAAUCUUAACUAAGCGUUUAUUAUAACUUAUAUUAAUUUGUGUUGAUUGUGAUUUUUGCCCAGGCACAAUUCUUUAAAACUAGAAAAAUGUUCAGCGGAAUCGCAGACAAGAACCUUGGUGCGUUCCGAAGCAUCGGAGAGAAAACAGCAUCCCUCUUCGAGAGGAAGAAGAAGGAUGCUGAGCAGCUCGCCCAAGAGAAAGCAGCUGAGGCCGCCCACGUUGUCGAAGAGCAGGUGAAGAAGACUGGUGAACUGAUCGCUGGUGCUGAGAAGAGCGCUAAUGAUGCUGCUAACUCAGCAUCUGAAACGAAGCAAUCGGCUAUUGAUGCUCUUGACAAGGAGCUGUCGAAGGUGUCCUUAGCUGCUGGUGAGGCCAAGGACGCGGCAGCGAAGGCAGUAGCUGACGGCAAGAAGGUCGUUGACACCACCAAAGAUACGCUAGCAACGACAGUUGAUAACACAAAGAAAGCAGCGGAAACAGCACUGAACACAGCAAAAGAUACGCUCAGUAGCACAGUAGACACUACUAAGAGCACAGCACAGUCUGUUGUGGAUACGGGAAAGAGUUACGCAACUGGGGCAAAAGAAAGUUCUGAUAAUUCAAUAGAAAUGUCCAAGGAAAUUGGAGAUUCGUUUUUAGAGACAACUAAACAAUAUGUCUCUAGUGUUAAAGAUUCUGUAUCAAGUACUGUAGAUAGCACAAAGAUGUCCGCUCAAAGUACCUUAGAAACAGGGAAAUCUUACUUCGAUUCCACAAAAGACUCCGUUACAAAUACUAUUCAAUCAACGGUAGACACGACAAAGCAAACGGCUCAAUCAGCCGUUGAUACGGGAAAAUCAUAUGUCACUAGUGCCAAAGAUACAUUAUCAAGCACAGUAGAAGCUGCACAAAAAUCAGCACAAUCUGCUUUUGAUACUGGAAAGAGUUACGUAGAUACAGCUAAAGAAUCCGUAGGGGUGAACAAAAAUGCAAGCGUCGAAGCAAGCAAAUCGUAUAUAGAUUCUGCCAAAGAUACUGUUACAAGCACUGUUGAUAGUACAAAGAAAGCUGCUCAAAGUACAAUGGAAACCGGAAAAUCUUACGUUGACUCUGCUAAAGAUACCGUUCAAAGCACAUUUAAGAGCACAGUAGAUACAGCAAAAAGCACAGCCAAUUCUGUAGUCGAAACUGGAAAAUCUUACGUCGAUACAGCUAAAGACUCUGUCACCAGCACUGUAGAUUCUACCAAAAAAACGGCCACGUCAGUUGUCGAUACUGGGUCAUCAUACAUUGGUGCAGCUAAAGAUACUGUGACUAAUACCGUACAAAGCACAUUUGAUGUAACAAAGAAUGUUGCCCAAGCCGCUGUUGAAAAAGGCACUGCUCUUGUAGGCACCGCUAAAGACACCGUAGUACAUGCCGUAGAUACGACAAAAUCUGUCGCACAAGGCGCAGUAGACACAACUAAAACUGCAGCACAAAGCGCAGUGGACACGACCAAAUCUGUAGCACAAAAUAUUGUAGAAAAGGGCACGUCAUUAGUAGGCACUGCUAGAGACACCGUAGCAAGCACUGUUGAUUCUACCAAAAAUGUAGCAGCAUCAGCAGCUGAUAAAGGAUUUGGCUUAAUUAAUAGUGCUAAAGAAUCAGUUACAAAUUCAGUCAAUUCUACUGUAGAUACUUCUAAAUCAGUAGCAACAUCUGCGUACGAUAAAGGAACUUCAUAUGUUAGCUCCGCGAAAGACACAGUAUCUAGCACGAUAGAUAGUACUAAAAAUGUAGCAGCGUCAGCUGUCGAUAAAGGAGUUUCUUUAGUAGGAAGUGCUAAAGAUUCAGUUACAAAUACAUUGUACGGUACAGUAGAUGCUAGUAAGAACGUGGCUUCAUCCGUUUAUGAAAAAGGAUCCUCAUUAGUUGGUGCAGCAAAAGAUACGGUAGCGAGCACUCUUGAUACUACCAAAAACGUAGCGUCAUCGGCAGUAGAAAAGGGCUCUUCUUUAGUUGGUAGUGCAAAAGAUUCAGUAUCAAGCACAGUUCAAAAUACAGUAGACACUACCAAGAAUGUAGCUAGCGCAGUUUACGACAAGAGUGCGUCACUCGUUACGGGUGCAAAAGAUACGGUCUCAAGUGUGGUGUCGGGUGAUUCCAAUGAUACCAUUAACACGACGGUAGAUCACACCAAGAAGGCUGCUGAAGAUGCAAAAGAGAAGGCAAGGUUGGCUGCGGAGGCAGCAAAAGAAGAGGCUACACGAGUUGCUAAUGCAGCAGUAGAAGAAUCCAAGAAAGCAGCAGAAAAGGCUGCAGCAGAUGCAAGCAAUGCUGUUCACAGUACUGUCGACAACACAUUAAAACGUAUGGAAGCAGCCGCUGAUGAAGGACUGAAGAAUGCUGGCCACGUCGUUGAUGGGAAACUUAAGGAUGCCGACAAGUACCUCAAUGAGAAACGUGAAAAUCUGGUCUCAAACUUGACAUCAACAGCAAAUGAUGGCGCCGACGCGGCAGCGGGACUUCUUAGCAAAGGCCUGACUCAAUUCUCUAAGUAAAUCUUGUACUUGUAAUCUAAAUGUAUUCCUUUGCUAUAUUCAUUCGGGAAACUGACAGACUGCAUUGUAAAUAAAAAUAAUUAUACACAGAUUAUAUAUAAACCACAGAGGCCCGCACGAACGUUACGUCAAUACGAUACUGUCAGUUUUUGACAGCUCGAAAUCUAUCUUACAAUUUUCAGUUUCUAUACAAUAGCUAUUCGAUUUUGCGUCAGUGAUGCCAACUUGAGGGUUCCCACCAAAUUAAGGGAAAUCCAAAUGUGUUUUUUAGGGGUUACAUUUAUUUAGGUUUAAAGAAUAUGUAUUUCUUUAAACAAACGAUUCUAUGUAAUUUAUUUAGCCUCGAACCCAAUCAAUAAACUAUAUUAUAUUAAAAAACAGCUAUUUUAUACUAUUUAAAUGUAUUUUUACUCAAAGCACAACAAAAACUUUCUUUAAUAUCUAUUAAAAACCUCUAAAAUACAACUAGUAUUUGAAGUUCUAGGGGGGAACAUUCUGUAGAAGUUUGCAUCACUGUUUUGAGUAUUGUUCUUGCCUACAAAGCACAAAACCUUUAUAAUAAUUUAUUAUCUGUUAAAGAUACUUCAGACAAUUUAAUGUUGCAAUUUGUUAGAUUUCCCUUUGUGUCUCAAUUAAUUUAAUCUCUACGUGUUAAACAUUAGUUACUCAGUUUUGGCCUAACAUAUUGACGAUUAAACGCUGUCAAGUCAUAUUUUAAGCUAGUUAUAAGAAUCUGUAAGCAUUUGUAUGCAUUUUAUCCAUUUGCUUGGCUUAAGAAAUGCCGUCCAAUGAUGCCUUUCCGAUAAUUGCACAAUAGUCAUAACAUACAAAUUACAAAAUAUGAAAAAAUAAGCUAAGAGCUAAAUUACUGUAUCAUGCUUUAAUCGUGUGAAAUUAAUUUUUGAUAUUGAAACAUUUCGCAAACUAUAUAUUACCUAUAUGCGUCUAUAUCUUACUAUUUAUGCAUACAAUUAUGUAUCUUAUGUUAAAUUUAUAUGUUAUAUAUUUUAUUGGAAAUUAUUUAAGCUAAGUUAAGCAAAUUUCAUUGAUCUUUGUUGUUGAAUAAAUCAUUGUCACCCCAA